CCCUCCCCUCCCACACCCCCUCGACCCGGACCCCGUUUCGACUCUCUACCGGGCGGCUACCGGAGGAUGUUUGAGCCAGGAUGCUGCGCUUCCCCGUGAAGAAGAUCCGGAAGCAGUUCAAGCUCCUGCUGCUGCUGGUGCUGCUCACCUCCGCCGUGUGGUUCACCUACCUGCACAUCAACCAGGGCAAGAGCAUCAAACUCCACUUCAACUACGGCAAAGAUGGAGAGCGACAGACGGAGGGGACGGACGCCAGCCGCAAGAGGGACGCUCGCUCCUCGGCCGGUCACCACAAGAGCGAGGACACCAGCGACAGCAGGGAGGACGAGCCUGCAGAUGACGAGUCCCUCGCAGGCGGCGCCGACGGCAGAGAUCAAUCCAGAAUCCGGAAGUUCCUCAGCCAACACCACAAGAAAUUGCCAUGGAAACCGGAGUAUAAAGGCCAGGCCAACCUGCAUGUGUUUGAGGACUGGUGUGGCUCCUCUGUAGCCCAACUCAGAAAGAACCUGCACUUCCCUCACUACCCUCACACCAGAACCACACUGAAGAAACUGGCAGUUGCUCCCAAGUGGAAGAACUAUGGCUUGAGAAUAUUUGGUUUCCUUCACCCUUACAGAGACGGUGAUUUCCAGUUCUCUGUGUCGUCGGACGAUAACUCCGAGUUCUGGCUGAGUCCCGAUGAGAGUCCUCUCAACGCCAGACUGCUGGUCUACGUGGGACAGCUGGGAACCGAGUGGACCGCUCCGGGCGAGUUCAGCAAGUUCAGGUCCCAGUCCUCCAAGUCCGUGCACCUGAUCUCGUCCAGACGAUACUACUUUGAGAUCCUCCACAAGCAGGAUGACAAGGGCUCUGAUCACGUGGAGGUUGGGUGGCGUCCGUUCCUGCCGGGUCUGAAAUAUGAAGUGAUCGACUCAGUCUACAUCUCCCUGUACACAGACGAGUCCGAUCUGAAGAUGAACAGCGUGGACCACAUCCCCCAGACCGUGGCCAGUCACAGCCGUCUCACCGCAGAGGCCCCGCCCCGGAGCCUGCGCGGCGCCGCGCUGCAUGGAGCGGACAUGCUGAAGCCGGACCCCAGGGACACCUUCUACAGCACUCCCAUGAUCGACCGCUCCCGACUGGAAAAUGUUCUACCGGCAUGUCUCUACUCUCCAACAUAUGUUGUCAAAGAUUUUCCCAUCGCCAGGUACCAGGGUCUGCAAUUUGUGUAUCUGUCCUUCGUCUACCCCAAUGACUUCACACGUCUCACCCACAUGGAGCGAGAGAACAAGUGUUUCUACAGAGAGUCCCCCAUCUAUUUGGAGAAGUUUGGUUUCUACAAAUACAUGAAGAUGGAUGAGGAGGAAGAUGACAGACCGUUCUUCUUCCCUAAUCCAGAUGAUUUCUUAGACGAAGAGGAGAUGGUAGAUGUAGAGGACGAGGAAGAGAUUGUUGGCACACAGCCGGCCAAGAAGCCCUCUCAUCCCAGCCAGACCAGCCGCGCCUCCUACCCCUCCCAUCAGCACUCGAAGCCUGCGCCAACCCCGGCUGGCAGAGAGGGGCGAGAAGAGGAGGCGGACCCUGACGGAGAGGAGGAGGAGGAGGGAGCUGUUGACAGCAUCAUACGCGGAAGAGAAAAGAGACAUUUUCCUCACAGAGACGUCCAGACGGAAAGGGAUCCGGAUAGAGACUGGGGAAGAGAUCACGCCAACGCGGGACAGGACGCCGGGAAGGGACCAGAAGAGAACCACGCCGGGGCGCUCCAACCUGAGCAGCACAGCGUCGCCCGAGGACGCUCCCUGACGUGGAUCCGCACCGCCCCUGCGGAGUUGAGCCCUGGCAGGAACGGAGGAGGAACAGGAGAAGAGAAAGGACCCGAGACACUGGCCAAGCUGAGCAAGUCCUCACUCCUCUUCCCCCAGAAGUCCUCCCUCUCUGCCCUCGCCGGCCGAGCCAAGCAGAUCCUCAGCAACUCCGCCCACGGCAACGGCCACCAUGGCAACAAGAGGCUCGCUGGAAACAAGGAGAAGAGGGAGGAGAACAAGAUCUACAUCACCAGGCCUCGACCUGCCAAGGAGAGGGAGAAGGACCGGGAGAGGGAGCAGCGUCGAGAGAGGAGGGAGGAGAGGGCUUCCCGCCACCCUAGAGAGGUCUUCCCGGGGGUCUUUCUGUACCAAACCGGGAAAACCACGAGGCUGGUUAACCUGGGCUCCAAACGAGGGGGCAUAACAAGAAGCAGAAGUCUUGUUAGCGCCCCUCGGCAUUGGCCCAACCCUCCCUCAAAAGAGGGCAAGGCAUUAACCCACAAUGCAAGCAUCCACACGCAGGACGAAAGUCCACAGAAGUCAGGCAGCAGGGCGGCGGGAGCAGCGCUGCCGGAGAAAAGCCAGAGGAAAGGGGAGUACCGGGGCUCAAAGACCACGGCCACGGCUGAUGUGCCUCGCAAAGGUGAAACCCCUCUGUCCCAUCAUCAAGAGCCCCCUCCAGGUACCCAGCAACGGUUAAACGCCACAGAAAACUCACUGCCGGGUCAAACACGGGUCACCUCUUACCUCAGGACGUCCGAAAUCACCGAGUCCCACCAGCACCCCGACCCGCCAGACGUCGGCCAGGACGCAAGCCGCUCUAAUCCCGACCCCGAGCCCGAGCCCGACCCCGAGCCAGAAGCCGAGGAGGGCGAGAUGUCGGAAUACAGCUACGAGGAGGUGGAGGCUCGGCCGGGCUGGGCCGAGGAGAGCAUCAACUGGCAGAGGACCUUCUCGGUCAAUCCGAUGGACUUUGAGCUGCUGCGCUCCGACUGGAACGACCUGCGCUGCAAUGUGUCGGGCAACCUCCAGCUGGCGGAGAGCGAGGUGGUGGACGUGCUGGCGCAGUACAUGGAGAAACUCAACGAACGCAACGGAGGGAUCUACACCCUGCUGCGCAUCGUCAACGUGGAGAAGCGGCGCGACUCGGCGAGAGGGAACCGCUACCUGGUGGAGCUGGAGCUGAUGGAGCGAGGCCGCAGCGUGGUGCGUCUGUCGGAGUACAUCUACCUGCUGCUGCAUCGCGGCAGGCAGGGCGAGGAGAGCCUGGAGAACACGGCCUCGGCGCCGGCCUCGGCCCCGUCGGCCGCCACGUCCGGCCCCGACACCCCGCCGCCCCCGCCCUCCACCAGGUCCCUGGUGCGGCCCGGGGCGACCCCCUGGAGCACCGCGUACGCCAAGCCUCUGCUCUGCCAGCCGGUCAUGCUGCAGUGGAGGAAAGACGUCAUGGUGCACUUUGUGGUGCCAGUGAAAAACCAGGCUCGCUGGGUACAGCAGUUCAUCUCCGACAUGGAGAACCUUCACCGGCAGACCAAGGAUGACAAUUUCAACAUCAUAAUUGUCGACUUUGAGAGUGAAGACAUGGACGUGGAGCAGGCACUAAGGGAGAGCAGUGUACCCAGAUACGAGUAUCUGAGGAGAGAAGGGAACUUUGAGCGCUCGGCGGGUCUGCAGAUCGGAGUGGACACUAUCGAGGAUAGUCACAGCAUUGUGUUCCUAUGUGAUCUGCACAUCCACUUCCCUCUCAACAUCCUGGAGAGCAUCAGGAAGCACUGCGUGGAGGGGCGCCUUGCUUUUGCUCCGAUCGUCAUGAGACUUGGCUGCGGCAGCUCACCACAGGAGCCUGAUGGUUACUGGGAGGUGAACGGCUUUGGCCUGUUUGGAAUCUAUAAGUCUGACUUUGAGAAGAUUGGAGGGAUGAACACGGAGGAAUUCAAAGACCGCUGGGGUGGAGAGGACUGGGAGCUGCUGGACAGGGUACUGCAGAAUGGUUUGGAGGUAGAGAGACUGCGUUUGAGGAACUUCUUCCACUACUACCACUCCAAACGGGGCAUGUGGAAUGCCCAGAAUAAGAAAACUCUGAAGGGAUAGCGCCCCCCUGCUGGUGUGAGGAUUCUGGAUCUACCUGCAGAUCCCCGCCGUCCACGUGUGAGCGAGGGACCUGUGGGAGCUCGCUCACUGCCUGAACUCUGCCUUUAUUUGAAACGGGCUCCUUUCAGGGACGCCUCUGCUCCUCCGUCAGCUCCCUGAACUUUACAAGCGAGCCGUUUACGCAGAUGCACCCCGAGUCAUCACUUGGCCUCACUGACUGAACUACUGUACAGAGAGAAGAGAAGUAUUCUUGUUCUCCUUCUCUCUGUCCUUUUUUUGGUGCAAUGUUUUCAGACAGACUGGAAAGUAGCUGUGUGUGCGUGUGUGUGUGUGUGCGUGCGCGUGCGUGCGCGUGUGUGUGUGUGUGCUUAAGAUGACAGAAAGCACCUUUUU
Pungitius pungitius (ninespine stickleback) is the source of this 4268-nucleotide messenger RNA. It is a transcript of the gene b4galnt4a, whose product is annotated as beta-1,4-N-acetyl-galactosaminyl transferase 4a. NCBI's taxonomy places the organism in Eukaryota, Metazoa, Chordata, Actinopteri, Perciformes, Gasterosteidae. The record is from RefSeq and is a predicted model, not a curated record. Gene Ontology annotation, molecular function: acetylgalactosaminyltransferase activity. The coding region runs from base 81 to 3875 and encodes 1264 amino acids. The transcript is spliced from 20 exons. Gene Ontology annotation, cellular component: Golgi cisterna membrane.